Molecule: messenger RNA, 2090 nt
Organism: Cicer arietinum (chickpea)
Lineage: Eukaryota; Viridiplantae; Streptophyta; Magnoliopsida; Fabales; Fabaceae
Product: AP-1 complex subunit mu-2-like
Biological process (GO): vesicle-mediated transport; intracellular protein transport
Cellular component (GO): clathrin adaptor complex
Source: RefSeq, a predicted model, not a curated record
AACACACGACAUGUUGCUUAAAAAAAUGAACACACAACAUGCUGUUUGGAUUCUUUAAUGAUUUUCCGGUUCAUUGUUCGUUUCUGAGUAUUGAAAACGGCGUCGUUUGGUCAGACUUUUCACUCGCACAUUGAAGUUUCAAUUUCAACCCACCUCAGAAGAAGAAGCUCGAAUCUGAAAACUGCAAAAUCAGAAACUGAAUUACCACCAAAAUGAUGAUUCAGCUUCAACCAUUUCUCACUGAACCCUAACUUUCUUCUUCUUCGCAACUCUGAUCCGAUCCUGAUCCAUUUCCGAUCCAAUCCGAUCUGAUCCAGGUUCGGAACCACUCUCCAAUGUCAGGUGCAGCUUCCGCUCUCUUCCUUCUCGAUAUCAAAGGCCGCGUUCUCAUUUGGCGCGAUUAUCGUGGCGAUGUCACCGCUGUUGAAGCCGAACGAUUCUUCACCAAGCUCAUCGAGAAAGAGGGUGAUCCACAGUCUCAAGAUCCAGUUGUUUAUGAUAAUGGUGUGAGUUACAUGUUUGUACAGCAUAGUAAUGUUUACCUCAUGAUAGCAACAAGACAAAACUGCAAUGCAGCCAGUCUCAUUUUCUUCCUACAUCGCAUAGUUGAUGUGUUCAAGCAUUAUUUUGAGGAAUUGGAGGAGGAAUCUCUCAGGGAUAACUUUGUUGUUGUGUAUGAACUACUUGAUGAAAUAAUGGACUUUGGCUACCCCCAAUAUACUGAGGCGAAGAUUCUUAGUGAAUUUAUUAAGACAGAUGCUUAUAGAAUGGAAGUUACACAGAGACCUCCUAUGGCUGUAACAAAUGCUGUUUCUUGGCGCAGCGAAGGGAUAAACUACAAGAAAAAUGAGGUUUUCUUGGAUGUGGUGGAGAGUGUUAACAUACUUGUCAAUAGUAAUGGGCAAAUAAUUAGGUCUGAUGUUGUUGGGGCAUUGAAGAUGAGAACAUAUUUGAGUGGUAUGCCAGAAUGUAAACUUGGCUUAAAUGAUAGAGUAUUAUUAGAGGCACAAGGUAGAACGACCAAGGGAAAAGCGAUUGACUUGGAGGACAUCAAAUUUCAUCAGUGUGUGCGAUUGGCCCGAUUUGAGAAUGAUCGAACGAUUUCCUUUAUCCCACCUGAUGGAUCAUUUGAUUUGAUGACAUAUAGGCUCAGCACACAGGUUAAGCCUUUAUUUUGGGUGGAAGCUCAAGUUGAAAAGCAUUCAAAAAGUCGGAUUGAGAUUACGGUAAAAGCUAGGAGUCAAUUUAAGGAACGUAGCACUGCUACAAACGUUGAGAUUGAGUUACCUGUGCCUGCUGAUGCAACCACUCCAAAUGUUCGGACAUCAAUGGGAUCUGCAUCAUAUGCACCUGAGAAAGAUGCAUUAAUCUGGAAAAUAAGAUCCUUUCCUGGAGGCAAGGAGUACAUGCUAAGGGCAGAGUUUCGUCUUCCUAGCAUUACAGACGAGGAAGCACCUCCUGAGAGAAAAGCUCCUAUACGUGUAAAAUUUGAGAUACCAUAUUUUACUGUGUCUGGAAUACAGGUAAGGUAUUUGAAGAUUAUUGAGAAAAGUGGGUAUCAGGCUCUUCCAUGGGUGAGAUACAUAACAACAGGUGGAGAGUAUGAACUAAGGCUUAUUUGAGAUCUGUACCCUCAUUUGGUGUUAAAAAAUUCACCAAAUAACUGUAUCAUUCAUUGAACGAUGACCGAAGCUGGUGGAAGGCGAAGGAAGUCUUAAUCGAAAUUAAUUAGAAUAUAUUUGGCCAACUGCAACAGAUUGUAAGUUGCUCAUUAUUUCGAAAGUUGGUGUCAACUGAAAUUCAUGAGUUGAGUUUGGCCAGAACUCUUAUAAGUCCCUUUGGUCAAUUGUGUGUUGAUUUAUAUAUUUUUAGGCCCCUUCUUUUUUGUAAUCAGAAUGUCCAUUGUUGUUCGUUUGAGGUCAUAUUGUAAUUUGAUUUACAUUUAUAAGAGAACUAUUGGUUUUUGUUUUUCGAAGGAGACCGAUUGUUGGAAGAGUAUUGAUUCUGCUACAGCCCAUGUAUGAGGGAUUAAAUGUAAACAUAUGUUUAAUGUUUAAUUUUGUAUGUAUUCAUGAAGUUUUACGCAUCAA